Messenger RNA from Trichechus manatus latirostris (Florida manatee), 1734 nucleotides. It is a transcript of the gene DYTN, whose product is annotated as dystrotelin. Gene Ontology annotation, biological process: synaptic signaling. The record is from RefSeq and is a predicted model, not a curated record. Gene Ontology annotation, molecular function: zinc ion binding. Gene Ontology annotation, cellular component: plasma membrane. The transcript has 12 exons. Lineage: Eukaryota; Metazoa; Chordata; Mammalia; Sirenia; Trichechidae.
AUGGACCCAGAUAAACAAGAUGCUUGUAAUAGUAUCGAGAAUUUCAUUUAUAGAACAGCCUUCAAAUUACGAUCUGUGCAAACUCUGUGCCAAAUGGACCUGAUUGACAGCUCCGUGAUCCAGCACCUCCUACUACCCCAAGACUUUUGGGACCCAAGGGAGAGCUCCCUGUCAGUGCAGCAGCUUUUUCAGGCCCUUCAGGAGCUGUUUCAGAGGGUCAGAGUGGAAACACCAGGACAUGUGCAUCCCAGAGCUUCGGAACUCACUCUGAGCCUUCUCACAGCGAUGUAUGACAGCACAGGAACGGGUUUCCUCAAGCUUGUGCCGGCAGCUGCUGCCCUGAUUGCCCUCUCAGGGGACAGCCCUCUUUCAAAAUACAGAGCUCUUUUCCAGCUCUAUGCAGAGAACAACAGGGGGCAUUAUGAAUCUGGGGCACACAUGACUCGAAGGACUUUGAGGAACCUACUAACCGAUCUACAGCAGAUCCCAGCUGUGGUGGGGGAGAGUUGUGCUCUGUGUUCUGUGGAAAGUGCUAUACGCAGCUGUUUCCAAGGGGUGUUGAGCCAAGCAAUCAAAGAAGAGAAAUUCCUAAGCUGGUUGCUAUACGAGCCACCCAUCCUUCUGUGGCUCCCCACCUGCUACAGAUUAUCAGUCUCUGAGAUGGUCACUCACCCAGUUCGGUGUAGUGUCUGCAGGAACUUCCCAAUCACAGGACUGAGAUAUCGCUGUCUGAAGUGUUUCAACUUUGACAUCUGCCAGGUGUGUUUCUUAUCUGGUCUUCACAGUGAGUCCCACCAGAAGCCUCAUCCUGUGAUUGAGCACUGCAUCCAGGUAACAUCUAAUGAGAAUGCAAAACUCCUGCUCAGGACCCUCAGAAACAACCUACUCCAAGGGCGCUGUGGGAGGAAAGAAGCUGAGAGAAGUCGGUGGCUGCUGGACCAUGUGAAUCCAAAGGUCUUGGCUAACCUUGCACAUGCCAGGUUCUUUAAAAAACAGUUAAACCGAUGCAAAGACAAGUUGCAAGCAAUAUAUGCCUCCCAAGAAGAAAAGAAUCGCAGAUUUGAAACAAAGAUUCACCAGCUCACAACCAGCCAGGAUAGUCUGUGGACCAAACUACAGCAGAUGAGAGAGGACCUGCAGGCAGUGUUGCAGCCUCUUCAUCCUUUAUCUUCUUCCUGUCAAAAUAGGGCAUCAAAGAGUAACCAUUCUUUGGCUAAAACAUUUUGGAGGAAAGGAGAUUCUUCCCAGAUCAAGAACAUCAAUGAGGAGGGCUCAGAAUGGGAAACUCUUCCUAACCCCACCAUGGUUAGCAGAAGUCACUGAGCAAGUACAGAGCAUGCUCUACAAAAUCCAGAGCCACCGGAAGCCAUUUUGCAGCCGAGGUCAGUGCAAAGCAGCAGGACACAAAGCCAAGCCCAAAAGAUACUGAAGGAAAGCCUGCCCAGUGCUCAGGGAUUGCUGCCGGAAACCCCCAAAUUUGUCUCUACUGAAAUGAGUAGUCCUGCUCUGGCACCUGCUGAAAGGAAAGAGACCACUAACAUCCAAGAGAGAAAAGAUGAGCUGGAGGAAGAGGAACUGCAAGAACUGCUGUCAAAAUGUAUGGAUGCCUUCACUCUUGAAAUGCCAUCAGGUCUGUAGUCUUCAGUAAACAUGGACCUGUAUCGUGGAGCUGAGCAGGUGAGCAGAGCCUUCUCUGCCCUGAUUGAUCAAAUCACUUUGCCUAACUUGAAGUGA